This is a messenger RNA of Moesziomyces antarcticus, 810 nucleotides long. RefSeq lists its product as uncharacterized. The transcript has a single exon. NCBI's taxonomy places the organism in Eukaryota, Fungi, Basidiomycota, Ustilaginomycetes, Ustilaginales, Ustilaginaceae. The record is from RefSeq and is a predicted model, not a curated record. The coding region runs from base 1 to 810 and encodes 269 amino acids. Gene Ontology annotation, cellular component: membrane.
AUGUCCAAGCUGCUACGCAACGGCAUUCCACGCACCGAAGAUGGCAAGAUCGACUUUUCGUGGAAGAACCACUACGGUUUCACGGGCCUCAUUGUACUACUCGGCUUCCUCUUUCCGCCGCUCGCGGUGGCUGUGCGAUUCGGCAUCGGGCGUGACUUUUUCAUCAACGUCCUGCUCACGAUCUGCGGGAUCAUUCCGGGCCAUUUGCACAACUGGUUCAUUCAAAACGUACGCAACAACGACACCAAGGCGCGCACGCCACGCUGGGCCAUCCGAUACGGACUCGUCGACGACCGACCGCAGAAGAAGCUCGAUAAGAAACGCGCCUGGACGGGCCGCUUCAACGACCGGCUGCCACCUAGCCAGCGCGUGGUGUACGACGACGAGGGCGUGGCGCAUGUGGUCGAAGAACCUCAGCCCGACAGCGACAUGCGCGGCGUAACGGCACCUUGGAAUACACAGCCGCUCCAAGGCCAGAGGACGGGCCUGGUGGAACCGGAUCAGUGGAUCAACAAGGACCCCUCGCAGCCUGAGAUCAACUACAAUCACGAACCAGUCGAAAAGAGGUCCAAGCUGGCCAGGUUCUCGCGAUCCAAACCCGCCCGCACGCCUGAUGCGAAGCUCGACAGCGAUGCACACUCAGACCGCUCGCGCCGUCGAUCCAGUCUCGCCACAAGCAGCGACGAGAGCUUCAUCAUCAGUACGCCCGAACAUCCUACACGCGCCACGUUCGAAUCCUCCGCAGCAUCCGCCAAGCACCUCCACCAACAGCCUCGGCGCCAAGACGAUAUUUUCGCCCACGAGUUCUAG